AUGUCUCAAGUACAGCUGUCUGAAGUACAGCAUGAAGUACAGCCAGUACGGCCAAUUCUCCUGGCCGUGUGGAACUUCUCGUCGUCGUGGUUCCUCGCCCCCCAAGGGGUGGCCAUCAUCGCAGCCAUCCUGCACCAGCUGCACUACCAAUUCGACGCCCUGUCCAUUCUCGCCAAAAUCGUCUGGAUCUACGCCAUCGUGCUCCUCGGGCUGAGUCUCGCAAUCUACAUCACCCGCAUAGUUCUCUACCCAAAGCACGUCCUACACCAAAUCCGCACCCGCGUCGUCGAAGCCUCCUGCCUAUCCAGCGUCCCCAUCGCCUUCACCUCCAUAAUCCAAAUGAUAUCCCUGCAAUACAGCGGCUCCGCCGACCUCGUCGCCUACAUCCUAUGGUGGAUCUCCACCGCCCUCUCCAUAACCAGCGUCAUCGGGGUGCCCUACCUACAACUAAAGCUCCAACCCGCCGGCCUCGAACACAUCCCCCCAGCCUUCCUGCUCCCCAUGAUCUCAAUCAUCACCUCCGCCGCAGGAGGGGGCACAAUCUGCGAAAACAGCAGUCUAAGCGCCCGCCUCCGCGUCCCCGCCAUCAUCAUCUCAUACAUGGAACUCGGCGCCGGCAUGGCACUAACCAUCUGCGUCGACGCCUGCAUCAUGUACCACCACUUCGACCAGGACUCGCCCGUCCGUGAUAAUGCAUACCAGGACAUGGUUCUCUGCGGGCCCUUCGGACAAGCCAGUUUCGCACUGCAUAUACUAGGCGAUGCGGUGUUGCACAGUUUUGGGGAAUAUAACCGCGGCACAUUGCUCACCGAGCAAGCAGCGGUGCCUAUUUCUGUGGUGAGUCAGUUUGCCGGCGUCAUGGCGUGGGGAUUCUCGACGUUUUGGUGGCUCUUUGCGAUUCUGAGUAUUGUUUAUACAUUGCAUGUGCAGAGUGGGGGGUGGAGGAAGGUGUCGUUUUCUUUGACGGCGUGGGCGCUGAUAUUUCCGUGGGGCGUGUAUACGAAUGCAGCAGUGCAGAUGGGGAAAGAGAUGGACUCGCCGGCUUUUGAUGUGUGGUCGACGGCGCUGCUGUUGAUUCUGGUGGUGAUGUGGAUUGUGGUCAAUAUAUUCACCAUCAAGGGGAUUAUCACGGGGAGGAUCUUUGGGUUAGAAAACGGGUGGAGGGUGCCCAAGAGCGAGCAUUCUGUAUAG
Molecule: messenger RNA, 1191 nt
Organism: Aspergillus versicolor CBS 583.65
Lineage: Eukaryota; Fungi; Ascomycota; Eurotiomycetes; Eurotiales; Aspergillaceae
Product: putative malic acid transport protein
Exons: 2
Coding region: 1-1191 (396 amino acids)
Biological process (GO): sulfite transmembrane transport; transmembrane transport
Cellular component (GO): plasma membrane
Molecular function (GO): sulfite transmembrane transporter activity
Source: RefSeq, a predicted model, not a curated record